CAUAGGGCUACCCCACUGAAACAUAGCGGGCACAGCUGCAUCCUUGACUUCCAUUGAACCUCACUUUCCUGCGCGUCACCUCACAUCAUAAAUCAGCCUCAUUUUCUCACCACACGACGACAUUGAGACCUUACCUCCAUAAUCCAAAAUGACGCGCUUCCGCCCCUGCAUCGACCUCCACGCUGGCCAAGUCAAGCAAAUCGUCGGUGGCACGCUCGACAGCGCCACCUCGGAGCUCAAGACCAACUUUGUUUCUCCCCACCCGCCCGCCUAUUUCGCGAAGCUGUACCGCGACAAUGAGUUGACGGGUGCGCAUGUCAUCAUGUUGGGCCCCGGAAAUAAAGAAGCGGCGCUGGAGUCCCUGAAGGCGUGGCCGGGGGGGUUGCAGGUGGGAGGGGGGAUUACGGAUGUGAAUGCGAGGGAGUGGGUGGAGGCGGGGGCUGAGAAGGUCAUCAUCACCUCCUACCUCUUCCCCAACGGCAAAUUCUCCCAAUCCCACCUCGACGCCGUCCUCGCCGCCCUCGACGGUGACAAGUCCAAGCUGGUCAUCGACCUGAGCUGUCGCCGCCAGGGAGACGACAGGUGGUUCGUCGCCAUGAACAAGUGGCAGACUAUUACCGACAUGGAAGUGAGCGAGGAAUCCAUCAAAACCCUGGAACCCUACUGCUCCGAAUUUCUCAUCCACGCCGCCGACAACGAAGGGUUGCAAAAGGGCAUCGACGAGAAGCUUGUUCAGAAGCUGUCCGAGUGGUGUUCCAUUCCUGUGACUUAUGCCGGUGGCGGUCGGAACCUUGAGGAUUUGGAGACGGUCAAGAGACUCAGUGGUGGCAGGGUUGACCUGACUAUUGGCAGCGCGCUGGAUUGCUUUGGUGGGAAGGGUGUUACGUUGCAGGAAUGCGUGGAGUGGAAUCGGAGCCAAUGAAUGGGUCGUGGGAUGAGGUGAUGUUUGGGAAGGGGAAAUCACGAGAGGGUGUGUGCUGUGUAUAUAGAGGUGGGCAUAUACCCUUGAGUGUAUUCUGGUCCAAACACAACCUGACGUGACGGGGUUUGCACAAAACACUGAGACGAAUACGCUCAACACAACCGACCAAUGUUAAUGAAACAAAUGUAUAGCAGGUAUGCAAGUUGAACCUACUCUGAUAGCUAUAAUUCAGUCUAUGCGCAAACAACUCA
This is a messenger RNA of Neurospora tetraspora, 1173 nucleotides long. RefSeq names its product 1--5-imidazole-4-carboxamide isomerase. Bases 149 to 922 code for a protein of 257 amino acids. Lineage: Eukaryota; Fungi; Ascomycota; Sordariomycetes; Sordariales; Sordariaceae. Gene Ontology annotation, molecular function: 1-(5-phosphoribosyl)-5-[(5-phosphoribosylamino)methylideneamino]imidazole-4-carboxamide isomerase activity. Gene Ontology annotation, cellular component: cytoplasm. Gene Ontology annotation, biological process: L-tryptophan biosynthetic process; L-histidine biosynthetic process. The transcript has 3 exons. The record is from RefSeq and is a predicted model, not a curated record.